CCGAAGGAUCGACGAGUUAGGCUUUCACCAAACACUGCAAUUCAGUUCUAUGAUGUGCAAGAUAGGCUUGGGUAUGACCGUCCAAUAUUCAUUUGAUCAAGAACAGAGUCCAGAAUUUAGCCAAGAAAACAGAGGUGUUCCCAAUUCCGAAUGUGGAGUUCAAGACAACCAGCAAGAGGUGAAUUAUGACAUCCCAAACUUGUUUUCAUCAUCUGAUGGUUUCAAGAUUCCAUUUUUAAGUGAUCUCCAGAGCUACCCACAUGGGCAUUUUCUCAAUUUCCAGUCUUUACAAGAUGACACAAUCCUAUCCUCUGGUAAUCAGCAUCAAGGCAGCUUCUUCACCACCACUUCAGUUAAUCAUUUCCCACCAGUUUUAAGUCAAAAUCAGGUGUUUUCUCACAGGGAACCCCUUCAGUCCAGUUUCUUCCCUCUAAUGAGUGAUCCAUUAAGCACACAACUUGAGACCCUUUCAUAUGGAUUUUCCAAUGAUGGUUUCUCAGGAAUAAUUUCUAGUGCUUCAAGAAUUCAAGGGGAAGAGGAGCAGGCUACAUUUUUUACUGCUUCUUGACCCACUGCCUCUGCAUUAUCAAGAUUCAAAGCCAGCAUUUCUUUUCAGAAUCUUCUUCACUUCUCUCAGGAGCUGAAACCUAUGUUGAGUGGAUGUAAUGUAGAAUUUCUUAGGUUAUUAUUAUAAGUAUUAUUUUUAAGCUUCUGUAAAAUUAUCAUUCUUGUAAUUUUGCCUUAAUUGGAUUAUCAGCUCCUCAUUAAAAAA
Molecule: messenger RNA, 772 nt
Organism: Solanum pennellii
Lineage: Eukaryota; Viridiplantae; Streptophyta; Magnoliopsida; Solanales; Solanaceae
Exons: 3
Coding region: 50-568 (172 amino acids)
Source: RefSeq, a predicted model, not a curated record